AAGGUGAACAGUUAAACAUGUGUUAAAAGGUCAACGGUGUCAAAUACUCCGACCACGACAUAUAAAAAGUUAAACGGUGUCAAACACAUGUUAAAAAGUUAAACAUGUGUUAAACAUGUGUCAAAUACGUAUUUAGAAACGGAGGGAGUAGUACGUAGGAUCUUAUAUAACUGUCUCUCUUGCUCUCGUCGAGAAGGGAAGGAUGGUGUCCGACCACGACGACGGCAAGCUGCCGGCGCAGUGGAAGAAGGUGUGCGUCGUCGGCGGCGGGAUGGCGGGGCUGGCGGCGGCGCGCGAGCUGCGGCGAGAGGGCCUCGACGUGACGGUGCUCGAGCAGCGCGGCGGCGUCGGCGGGCAGUGGCUGUACGACGCGGCGACCGACGCCGGCGACCCGCUCGGCAUGGCCGGCGUGCACAGCAGCGUGUUCGCCUCGCUCCGUCUCAAUAGCCCGAGGGAGUCCAUAGGCUUCUCCGACUUCCCGUUCCGCCCCACCAACGACGCCGGCGGCGACGCGCGGCGGUACCCCGUCCACGGCGAGCUCCUCAGGUACAUCAGGGACUUCUGCGACGCGUUCGGCCUCAUGGACGCCGUCAGGCUCAACACCACGGUCACGCGCGUCGCCAUGGCGCCGCCGCGGCGCGACGGCUCGCUGCGGUGGGCGGUGAGGAGCAGGCGCCACGGCGAGGCGGAGACGGAGGAGGUGUUCGACGCCGUCGUGGUGGCCAUCGGGCACUACUCGCAGCCAAGGCUCCCGACCGUCGACGGGAUGGAUAGGUGGAGGAGGAAACAGCUCCAUUCCCACUCGUACCGCGUCCCGGACUCCUUCGCCGGCGAGGUCGUCGUCAUCGUUGGGUGCAGCGUGAGCGGCGCAGAGCUCGCGCUUGAGCUCCGCCGCGUCGCCAAGGAGGUCCACCUCAGCACCAAGUCGACGGAGGAGACCAUCACGUCGGCGAUGUCCAAAAGUGUCGCCAGGUACGAAAACCUCCACCUGAGACCACAGGUCGAACACCUGCGCGAGGACGGGACUGUGGUGUUCGACGACGGCUCGUUCGUCGUCGCCGACGCCAUCAUCUACUGCACCGGGUACAACUACUCGUUCCCGUUCCUGGACACGAACGGGAAGGUCACCGUCGACGACAACCGCGUCGGGCCGCUGUACGAGCACGUGUUCCCGCCGGAGCUGGCGCCGUCGCUGUCGUUCGUGGGCAUCCCAGCCAAGGUGCUUCUGCCGGUGUUCAUCGAGGUGCAGGCGAGGUGGGUGGCGCAGGUGCUGUCCGGGCGGAGGACGCUGCCGUCGCAGGAGGAGAUGCAGCGCGCCGUCGAGGAGCACAGCCGCGGCAUGGAGGCCGCCGGCUUGCCGAAGCGGUGGACGCAUGACAUGUUCUUGGACCUGGAACGCUGCGACGACUCCGGCGAGCGCACCUGCGGCUUCCCGCGGAUGGAGCAGUGGAAGAAGGAGAUCUUUUUCUCGUCCCUCUCCGACAUGGUCGACGACAUGGAGAGCUUCCGCGACGGCUACCACGACAGUGACCUCGUCCGCGACGGCCUGCGCCGGCACGGCUGGACUCCCGUCGCGCCGCGGCCGCAGGAGGAGGACGACGACGCAAAAGCAAUUGGAGUGGCGAACAUAUAACAAAAAUUACCGGGUGCAAUACGUACUCCCUCCUUCCCUAAAUAUUUAACGCCAUUGACUUUUUAAAACAUGUUUGACUGUUCGUCUUAUUCAAAAACUUUUGUGAAAUGUGUAAAACUAUAUGUAUACAUAAAAGUAUAUUUAACAAUAAAUCAAAUGAUAGGAAAA
Molecule: messenger RNA, 1801 nt
Organism: Oryza sativa Japonica Group (Japanese rice)
Lineage: Eukaryota; Viridiplantae; Streptophyta; Magnoliopsida; Poales; Poaceae
Product: flavin-containing monooxygenase FMO GS-OX-like 8
Molecular function (GO): N,N-dimethylaniline monooxygenase activity; flavin adenine dinucleotide binding; NADP binding
Source: RefSeq, a predicted model, not a curated record